Cryptococcus amylolentus CBS 6039 is the source of this 423-nucleotide messenger RNA. RefSeq lists its product as hypothetical. Lineage: Eukaryota; Fungi; Basidiomycota; Tremellomycetes; Tremellales; Cryptococcaceae. Bases 1 to 423 code for a protein of 140 amino acids. The record is from RefSeq and is a predicted model, not a curated record. The transcript has 3 exons.
AUGCCUGCUCCUCCCUCCACCCCCGCAACAGCCAACAGGUCCAACAGGAAGACAGACGGUGAUGAUGUGUCCGCAUGGAGGUGGAAACACAAUAAGAAGAACUCCACCAUUUGUGUUGGACCGGAUGGGCGUACUGGUGAAGAUUACCUUGUCAACUGGAUGUCUGUGCCUGAGAACUGGGCUGCCUACUUGGACUCCAACAAUAGAGCCAAGUUUGCCGCUGACGUGAUCUACAAAUGGCUUUCCGAGAAGAAAAUCAAAAAUUUUGAAAAGGCUAAGGCCUCUGGAGUCCAGGACCGGAUUCAGAAAAUCAAGAAGGUGUUCGAUGAAGCUUUGGCCCUCCAGAAGCCCACUGGCGAAGGGGUCACAGAAGAUGAUCUGGCGAGAGGCAUCAAGACGUGGGAGGACCCAGUUGUGAAGUAG